Molecule: messenger RNA, 3840 nt
Organism: Scleropages formosus (Asian bonytongue)
Lineage: Eukaryota; Metazoa; Chordata; Actinopteri; Osteoglossiformes; Osteoglossidae
Gene: smc2
Product: structural maintenance of chromosomes 2
Exons: 24
Coding region: 185-3712 (1175 amino acids)
Biological process (GO): chromosome organization
Cellular component (GO): chromosome
Molecular function (GO): ATP hydrolysis activity; protein binding; ATP binding
Source: RefSeq, a predicted model, not a curated record
AGUUCAAAAACAGGGAGGGCACCGUGUUUCCAGAAUGCGUCUCACAUAGUAUUUACAUAAUAAAUAUCUAUGAGCUUUUAAUUUUAGUGUGGUAUGAAAUCGAGUUCUGACUUAGACAAAGACUUAUCUUUGUGGAAUCCCGUGCUUUUUUUUUUUUUUUGUCGUCGUCCUUUUCGAUAGCAGGAUGUACAUCAAGUCGGUCGUCCUCGAGGGCUUCAAGUCGUACGCGCAGCGGACGGAGAUCAACGGCUUCGACCCGCUCUUCAAUGCCAUCACGGGUCUCAAUGGCAGCGGCAAGUCCAACAUCCUCGACUCCAUCUGCUUCCUCCUGGGCAUCUCCAAUUUAUCACAGGUGAGAGCGUCGAAUCUGCAGGACUUGGUGUAUAAAAACGGCCAGGCCGGGGUCACGAAAGCGACCGUCUCCAUCACGUUCGACAACAGUGACAAGAAGCAGAGUCCGCUGGGCUUCGAGAGCCACGACGAGAUCACCGUCACCAGACAGGUAGUUAUAGGAGGGAGGAACAAGUACUUGAUCAAUGGCGUGAAUGCCAACAACACUCGUGUGCAGGACCUUUUCUGCUCUGUUGGACUUAAUGUUAACAAUCCGCAUUUUCUAAUUAUGCAGGGGAGAAUUACUAAAGUCCUUAACAUGAAGCCUCCUGAAAUCUUGGCUAUGAUUGAAGAAGCCGCUGGAACCAGAAUGUAUGAGUGCAAGAAGGUCAGCGCACAGAAAACUAUUGAGAAGAAAGAGGCCAAACUAAAAGAGAUACAAACGAUUCUGGAAGAGGAGAUCACACCUACUCUGCAAAAGCUGAAGGAGGAAAGAUCCUCUUAUUUGGAGUACCAGAAGUUGAUGCGGGAGAUUGAGCACCUUAGUCGCCUCUACAUGGCCUACCAGUUCAUAUGUGCUGAAGAGACAAAAGAAAAGUCGGCCGAGGACCUGAAGGUAAUGCAGGACGGCAUUGGCAAGCUGGAGGAGACCAUGUUGGAGAAUGAACGUAAGGUGAAGGAGUUGUCUCGUGAGAUCCAGGAGCUGGAGAAGAAUAGAGAUGAGGAUGGAGGUGGGCUUUUAAAGUCACUGGAGGAUGCCCUCUUUGAGGCACAGAGAGUGGAUGCAAAAGCUCAGAGUGCCCUGGACUUGAAGAAACAAAAUCUGAAGGAUGAAACCAAAAAGCGGAAGGAGCUGGUCAAAAGCAUGGAAGAAGAUAAAAAAAUGCUAGCAUCUAAGGAGAAUGAAGUGACCAAGGUGAUGGAGAAACUGCACAGCAUCCAGGAGGAAGGACAGAAAGAUGCUGAGGCCCUGGUAGUGGCUCAGCAACAUUUUAAUGCUGUGUCAGCUGGGCUUUCCACCAAUGAGGAUGGAGAAGAAGCCACACUGGCUGGGCAGAUGAUGACCUGCAAGAAUGAUAUGAGCAAGGCAGACACUGAGGCCAAACUGGCACAAAUGAAAUUAAAACAUGCUCAGCAAGAGCUGAAGACCAAGCAGGCUGAAGUGAAGAAAAUGGACAGUGGCUACAAGAAGGACCAGGAUGCUUUUGAAGCUGUGAAGAAAUGCAAGGAGAAGUUGGAGGCAGAGAUGAAAAAGCUGAACUAUGAAGAUGGAAAGGAGGAGAAGCUGACUGAAAGCAAAAGGCAGCUGUCACGUGAUGUUAACAAACUGAGAGAGACCUAUGAAUCCCAGAUGGCCAAGUUUCCAAAUUUGAGAUUUGAGUACAAAGACCCAGAGAAGAAUUGGGACAAGAACCGUGUCAAGGGCCUUGUUGCCAACCUUAUCACAGUCAAUGACAUCUCCAGUGCUACAGCUCUGGAGGUGGUGGCAGGAGGACGCCUAUAUAAUGUGGUCGUAGACACAGAGGUGACUGGAAAAAAGCUCUUAGAAAAGGGUGAACUCAAACGCCGAUACACAAUUAUUCCUCUGAACAAGAUUUCAGCCAAAACCUUAAAUGAAAAUGUUGUGAAUGUUGCGAAAAAUCUGGUUGGAGUAGACAAUGUUCACACAGCCUUGUCUUUGGUGGGCUAUGAGUCUGAACUUCAGAAAGCUAUGGAGUAUGUGUUUGGCACCACGCUGGUCUGUGAUUGCCUUGACAAUGCCAAGAAAGUGACUUUUGACAAGCGCAUCAUGACCAAAACGGUGACCCUGGGCGGAGAUGUGUUUGACCCCCAAGGAACUCUCAGUGGAGGUGCCAGAGCACAGACUGCCUCAGUUCUGUCAAAACUUCAGGAGCUCAAGGAUGUCCAGGAUAACCUGAGAGCAAAAGAAGCAGAGCUGCUUGCAGUCGAGAAAGAGCUAGGCAAUCUGAAGGGAACUGCAGAGAAGUAUCGGCAGCUUAAGCAGCAGUUGGACAUGAAAUGUGAGGAGGCCGAUAUCCUGCAAGCGAAGCUUCAGCAGAGCUCUUAUCAUAAACAGCAAGAGGAGCUAGAGAUGCUGCGCAAGACUAUUGAGGAGAGCGAAGAAACCCUGAAAAAGACUAAGGAUGUUCAAAAAAGAGCAGAGGAGAAGUACAAGGCGCUGGAGGACAAGAUGAAGAACGCUGAGGCAGAGCGGGAGAAGGAGCUUAAGGCGGCACAGCAGAAACUCAAUGCUGCCAAGAAAAAAGCAGAUGCCUUCAACAAGAAGCUGAAAGAUCAACAGCAGGAGGCUGAUGCUCUUGCUUUAGAGCUGGAGGAGCUUAAGAAGGAGCAGGCCAGCUACCAGCAGCAGAUUGAGGCUGUGGAUGAGGCCAUGAAAGCCAUCCAGGAGCAAAUUGAUUCCGUGACCUCUGAUGUAUCCAAAAACAAGGAAGUUGUGAAGCAGGCGCAGGAGAGUCUGGCCAAACAAAAGGAGGUCAUUAUGGCCCAGAACAGAGAAAUCAAGGAGAAGACCACAGAGGCAAACAAGUUGCAGGAGCAGACAAACGAAGCCCAGCUCAAGAUCAAGGAGCUGGAGCACAAUAUCAGCAAGCAUAAGAAGGACAGUGCGGAUGCAGCUGCUAGGGUAGCUAGAAUGCUGGCUGAGAAUGACUGGAUUGCCUCAGAGAAGCACUUAUUUGGGCAGCCAAAUACUGCUUAUGACUUCAAAGCCAACAAUCCCAAAGAAGCAGGCCAGAGGCUAAAGAAGUUAGAGGAGACAAAACAGAAACUUGAGAGGAAUGUCAACAUGAGGGCCAUGAACAUGCUGAGUCAAGCUGAGGAGAAGUACAAUGAGCUGAUGAAAAAGAAAAGAAUAGUGGAGAAUGAUAAGUCUAAAAUACUGAAGACUAUUGAGGAACUGGAUCGGAAGAAGAAUGAAGCGUUGAAUAUUGCCUGGCAAAAGGUUAACAAAGACUUUGGCUCCAUCUUCUCCACGUUGCUGCCUGGGGCAGAUGCCAGACUGGCUCCCCCAGAGGGCUGUGGUGUCCUGGAUGGUCUUGAAUUUAAAGUAGCCCUGGGCAACACAUGGAAGGAUAAUCUGACUGAGCUAAGUGGGGGUCAAAGGUCUCUGGUGGCACUGUCCCUGAUCCUGGCCAUGCUGCUCUUCAAGCCAGCACCGAUCUACAUCCUGGAUGAGGUGGACGCUGCUCUGGAUCUCUCCCACACACAGAACAUUGGCCAGAUGCUGCGCAACCACUUCACCCAUUCGCAGUUUGUGGUGGUUUCACUGAAAGAUGGAAUGUUCACCAACGCCAAUGUUCUGUUCAAGACAAAGUUUGUGGAUGGGGUAUCUACAGUAUCCAGAACAGCUCAGAAGAGUUAAAACUGCAUUAGCAGUGGAUACACCUUCACUAAAACAGUUCAUGGCCAUUGAAUGGUUUGUCUUGUCACUAUAUACAUUAAUAUUUUAUUGCAUAUUAUUAUUUCUCUUAAGUUCAGGACUUCAGUAGU